This is a messenger RNA of Aspergillus glaucus CBS 516.65, 2220 nucleotides long. RefSeq lists its product as uncharacterized. The record is from RefSeq and is a predicted model, not a curated record. Bases 385 to 2031 code for a protein of 548 amino acids. NCBI's taxonomy places the organism in Eukaryota, Fungi, Ascomycota, Eurotiomycetes, Eurotiales, Aspergillaceae. The transcript is spliced from 4 exons.
ACGGGGUUCAGCCUUAUGCAUUCUGGCACGGAAGAGGCUUUUGAAAAGGUUGGACUAUCUUGGGGCACUGGCACUAACUUGAUGAGAAUCAAAGAAAACUACUCCAAGAAAAAACGAACGGUGGAUGAAGUGGGACUGGGGGAUUAUGAAUCCCACAAGCGUUUGCAAAUGGCCUUUCAAGCAGAUCUAGCGCAAUCAGAGGGAAUCCCAUGCAAGCACAUCUAGGAAGGAAGCGGCGAUACUACAGACACUCAAAAGAGCAUCCAGCGGCAAGACGAAUAUGUUACGCAACAUGUCAAAAUUGCCCGGCAGCAGGCUCCAGCGCUUCGCUGUGUUGCCAAGCUUUGUGAGGAGCAACGUCGUCGGAUAAUGAACUUCUUCAAAAUGAACUACAAAGAUUGGGACGAUGCCAAAGAAAAGCUCUCCUCGCCGAACAAUUCUGUGGAUCUUCCCUUCCCAUUCCUCGGGACCACGGUGCCUAAAAGGUUCAUGAUUCGAAACGACCAGGGAAGUUUUCACUAUAUGGGACGGCAAGUGUUCUCCGGACUUUUGGAAGCAUUCAAUUCAAUAACACGAUCUCGGGGACUUGAAGAUCUGUGGGUAUACGGCCUCAUGGGCUACGGCAAAUCAUACCUGCUCGCAGUCCUCACAUGCUUCCUAACAGCAUACGGCUAUCGGGUUGUGUAUCUACCCGAUUGUCGCGUUUGUCAUAAGAGACCUGUUCGGUAUCUUCAAGAUGCUUUGCUAUUCACCUGGGCCGACUCCCCCAAAAAGGCUGAAGAAAUAAUCGGGCUGCGAGACAUGAAUGAAGUCGAAAGCUUCAUCACAAACACCUGGUCGACUUCGGUCAUCUUUGUUGUGGACCAAUUGAAUGCUCUAGACGGCGACGAUGAGGCUCAUACCAAAGCCCGGGUACGCCAUUGGCUGGAUAGAUGCCGCUCUGACGCGAAAACCGUAUUCAGCACUUCUGCGAACAAUAUCUCCUUCCACCGCACAACUUCGCAACAGAACAAUGACUAUUUGUUCACCGUAUUUGGUGGAUUCACUAGGGUGGAAAUGGACGCUUGGUGGAAUCACCAUCAUACCGUGACUCUUGGGGAUUACACCCGAAACGAGAUUGAGGAUUACACUGGAUGCAACCCGCUGUUGCUUGCAAGCUGCACUAAGAAUGACAAUGUCAGCUUUGCUUGUGACGAGAUCCUUCAGAUGGUGCGGCAAUCCCAGCGGUUCGCGGUACGCAUGAAGAACACGCUAAAUGAAUGGGAAUGGUCGCACUACCAAUCUUAUGUCAAAGCAUGCGUCGCUGGAGAUGUUGUUCCUGGGAAUAUCGCCCCCCAACAUGUCGACCACCGUUUCUUCCAUGAGGAGAAUCAAGUUGGGUAUUGUAUCUGCGGUGCUGUCCGGCAAGCGAUUACAAAAGAGCUGGCUCAACUGGGAACAUAUUUGUUCUCGAUUGACGAUAGCAUCGAAGCAAUGAGUGUCCUCAUCAGCAAUCCGUCGGUGGUCGGUUAUUUCCUCGAGAAUGCCAUUCUCCGGUCUAUCAUUGCCACUGGAGUCCCCUGUCUCGACGUACUUGGACCUAUGCCUCAGUUUGUUUUCGAAGGGUUUCCGACUUACAAUCUCGCGUAUGAAAGAGCCUUAUAUGUGCCCAAGGCCUUCAAUUUCCCUGCCAUUGAUGCCGUUCUUUUGCGCCUUAGCCCAGCGGAAAAGAAAGCUGAGCUCAUACCCAUCCAAGUCACUAUUCAGAAGUCUCAUAGAAAAUCGGAAGGACAGUUUUUCAAGGACUGGAACUUCUGGUGUCGGCACCUCCAUGGUUACGAGCUCAGUGUCACCUUCCUCUGGAUCACCUCUGACGAAAAUCUUGAGAGUACAUCCACCGAGGGGAAGGUUCGUAAGACGCGCGACGGCUCUGAGAAGGUGGUUUGGCCUGACUACAAUUCCGUCUACAUCCCGCUGAAGGAAGUGAACAGAGAAGUUUGGAGUGGAUAUGAAGCAGCCAAGGCCAAGCAGACAUUGUUACUGCCCAAUUGAAACCCAUCACCCUGUUUGGUGUUCUAGUCGCGUCAAGUUCAUCUGUUGACCUCUUCGAUUCUGUUAAUGAUUCUCGAUUGACGAACACACGUCUUAGUCGGUUAACCUGGGCUGACUUGUGUUACUUUAUGGAAGUUAACUACACUUACCAAUUGAAGUUGCUUUGCUCUGCGAGCUGAUUCUAACGUG